Messenger RNA from Anguilla rostrata (American eel), 8323 nucleotides. RefSeq names its product mucin-2-like. The coding region runs from base 58 to 8091 and encodes 2677 amino acids. Gene Ontology annotation, molecular function: protein binding. The record is from RefSeq and is a predicted model, not a curated record. The transcript has 47 exons. Gene Ontology annotation, cellular component: extracellular matrix. Lineage: Eukaryota; Metazoa; Chordata; Actinopteri; Anguilliformes; Anguillidae.
UGCAGCCACAGCCCAGACAUUCUCUGCCCUGUAGAGCGAAGCCCUCAUCAGCCCAUCAUGGCAACGGCAGCGCUGUGGACCUGGGCCCUGGUGCUCCUCUUUACCUGGGCCUCCCCGGUGGAACCAAUGAAAGCUCAUCCCCGCAAGCACAUCAACAGCAUCUGCAGCGUUUGGGGCAAGGACCACUUCAAGACCUUCGACGGGGACAUCUACCAGUUCCCCGGCAUGUGCGAAUACAACCUGGUGUCUGACUGUCACGAGGCCUACCUGGACUUCUCCGUGCACAUGAAGAGAGCAGAGGUCAAUGGUCACCCCACUGUCAGCCGAAUAGUGGUCACCAUUAAAGACCGGAUCAUCGUGCUCACCAGGAACCUGGUCACCAUGAAUGGAGAAAAAAUCACCACACCGUACUAUGGUGCAGGAGUCCUGCUGGACACGAACACAAUCUACACCAAACUCUACUCUAAACUGGGCCUCAGUGUCAUGUGGAAUGGAGAGGAUGCUGUCACUCUGGAACUAGACUCCAAAUAUCAAAACCGCACCUGUGGUCUCUGUGGAGACUUCAAUGGUAUCCCCCUCAACUUCGAAUUCCUGGAAGAGGGUCGUGAGAUAAGCCCCAUUGAGUUUGGGAAUCGUCAGAAGGUCCACCUUCCCACUGAGCUCUGUGAGGAUCCCCCUGAGGAAGAUGAGUUUGAGGAUUCUGGUCUCGACAAAUGUUCCAAGUUUCGUGAUGGCUGUACCAAGCUUCUGCAAUCUGAGGACUGGAAGUCAUGUGCCCGGGCUCUCAGCCCUGGGCCCUACAUCCAGGCCUGUGUGCAGGACAUGUGCAGCUGUGGGGACGUCCCGGACGACUUCUGCAUCUGCAGCACCCUCGCCGAAUACUCCCGACAGUGCUCGCACGCCGGAGGCACGCCGCCCAACUGGAGGACCCAAGACUUCUGUGUGAAGCAAUGCCCCUUGAACAUGGUGUAUGCGGAGAGUGGCUCGGCGUGCAUGAACACCUGCACCAACAGAGACACCAGCCAGCUGUGCGAGGAGCACCACGUGGACGGCUGUGUUUGCCCUGAAGGCACAGUGUUUGAUGAUAUCUCUGAGAGAGGCUGCAUCAGGCAGGAGCAGUGCCAGUGUGUGCAUGACAAAGCGUACAACUCUGGGGAAGUGCUGCUGCAGGACUGCGAGGAAUGUGUUUGUAACCAGGGAAGGUGGUCCUGUAAGAGCCUGCCCUGCCCCGGACAGUGUGCUAUAGAGGGGGGGUCACAUGUCACAACCUAUGAUGGGAAAGCCUACACCUUCCAUGGAGACUGCUACUACAUCCUAACCAAGGACAAUGUGGGGUCAAAGUUCACUGUCCUGGGCCAGCUGGUCCCAUGCGGUUCUCAGGACCUGGACACUUGUCUGAAAUCAGUGGUGCUGCUGCUAAACAAUGACAAAAACAAUGCAUUGGUAAUUAAAGCAGACGGGAAAGUGAGUCACAAUGCUGAGAUCAGCCUGCCCUACAGCACAGCAAAUGUACACGUGUUCAGACCUUCGUCCUUCCACAUCAUACUGCAGACCGAUUUUGGAUUACAGCUGCACAUUCAACUCAUUCCCAUCAUGCAACUGUACAUAACCCUGGACCAGACGUACCUGACAAAAACAUGCGGCCUGUGUGGAAACUUCAACAUGGUCCUGCACGAUGACCUGAAGACCCCUCAGGGGCUGGUGGAGGGCACCGCUGCAUCUUUCGCCAACUCCUGGAAGGCCCAGGCCAGCUGCCCGAACAGGAUGGAACGACUGGAUGACCCCUGCUCACUCAGCAUAGAGAACGAAAAUUAUGCUGAGUACUGGUGCUCAAUGCUGCAAAGUCAAAAGAGUGAGUUUUCCAAGUGCCACACUAUGGUGGACCCUGAAGCCUACUACAGGAGGUGCAAGUACUCCAGCUGUAACUGUGAGAAGAGUGAAGACUGCCUGUGUGCUGUGUUCUCCUCCUAUGUGAGAGCUUGCCAGGCUAAGGGUGUGGAGCUUCAGGGCUGGAGGACCAAUAUCUGUGGCAAGUACACGGAGACCUGCCCCGCCUCCCAGACGUUCUCCUACCAGCUGCAGCAGUGCCAGCGGACGUGCCGAUCCCUCGGGUCCGAGCGACCGAGCUGCUCCACCGACUUCCUGCCUGUGGACGGCUGCUCCUGCCCCGAAGGCCUGUACCAGGACGACAGGGGCGUGUGCGUGCCCGUGGCCAAAUGCCCCUGCUAUCACAACGGUGACCACAUCAAGCCUGGAAAAUCCAUCACCAUAAAGGAGGAGCACUGUGUGUGCUCCAAUGGGAGGCUUCAUUGCCGGUCUUGGAAAGCACGGUCGGAGAGAUGCCCGUCUCCGAAGGUCUUCUUCAGCUGCUCCUCAGCAGAUGCGAACGCACAAGGGAUAGAGUGUGCACGCACCUGCAGCAACCUGGGUGGUGACUGCUUCUCCUCUGAAUGCGAGUCCGGGUGCCAGUGUCCGAGUGGGCUGCUGGACGACGGGAGGGGGAACUGCGUGAAGGAGCACGAGUGCCCGUGCCUCCACGACGGCCACUUCUACGCCCCUGGAAGACAGAUCCCAGACCGGUGCAACACAUGUACAUGUACCAGGGGGAUGUGGAAUUGCACGGAUCACAUAUGCCCCGGCUCCUGCACCAUCUAUGGCAGUGGCCACCACCUGACCUUCGAUGAGCGGAGGUUUGGCUUUCGUGGACAAUGUGGUUAUGUGGCUGUGCAGGACAAAUGUGGAAAUAAGACAGGGAUGGCAAAUUUCCGGGUGAUCACAGAGAACAUUCCGUGCGGAUCUACUGGCACAACUUGUUCAAAAUCAGUCAGGAUUUUCCUCGGGAGCACUGAGCUGAAGCUGUCUGAGGGGAAGGUUGAGCAGGUGAGCAGCAAUGGCUUGAUGUUUAUAGAAUACAAAGUGAGGACCGUCGGCUUGUACAUCGUCGUGGAAUCCAAAAUCGGGUUCUCCGUGGUCUGGGAUCGCAAAACAACCGUUCGCAUCAUCCUGGAACCAGACCAUAUGGGAAAGGUGUGUGGUCUGUGUGGGGACUUCGAUGGCGAUGCCAAAGAUGACUUCACCACCCAGGGGCAGCUGGUAGUGAGCAGCCCCUUGGAGUUUGCCAACAGCUGGAAAGUCUCCAGCUCCUGCCCGGAUGCCGCAGAAGACACGGACCCGUGCAGCCUAAACCCCCACCGACACGGCUGGGCAAUGCUGCAGUGCAGCAUCAUCAAAGGCAACACCUUUAAGAACUGCCAUGACAAGGUAGACCCCAUCCCGUACUAUGAAAACUGUGUGAGCGACUCGUGCGCGUGUGACAGCGGGGGAGACUGUGAGUGCUUCUGCACGGCUGUGGCAGCUUACGCGCAGGCCUGCAACGAAGCUGGAGUCUGCGUCGCCUGGAGGACUCCAGACCUGUGCCCUGUCUACUGUGACUACUUCAACGCCCCGCAUGAAUGCCAAUGGCACUACAGUCCCUGCCACCCCGCCUGCUACAAAACCUGCUUCAACCCAGAUGCCAUAUGCAGCGAUCUUCUACCCAAUAUGGAAGGCUGUUACCCCUCGUGUCCACCUGAUAAGCCUAUAUUUGAUGAGGCAAAACAGAUUUGUGUGGAGAAAUGUGAUGGUUGCUACAUCAAUGAUACUGAGUACAGGCCAGGCGAGGAGGUCCCCACAGAGAAACCGUGCACCUCUUGUAUUUGCGUUGGAAAUGAAACUGUCACAUGUGAACAUAAGCGUGGGUGUUGUGUGUACAACGGGACCGAAUAUGAUGAUGGUGACAUUAUUUAUGAUGUGACUGACAACAUGGGAAUGUGCUACUAUGCCAUCUGCAAGAACGAAACCGUCAUUCAUGGAAAUGAAACAUGUACCACAACGCCACGACCAACCACAACACCAGUUACUACUACAACUGUACCACCAACACCAACCACAACCCCAGUUACUACUACAACUACUGAAACACCAACACCAACCACAACCCCAGUUACUACUACAACUACUGAACCACCAACAACAACCCCAGUUACUACUACAACUAAACCACCAACACCAACCACAACACCAGUUACUACUACAACAACAAAACCACCGACAACAACACCAUGCAUUGAAUGUGACUGGUCUGACUGGUUUGACGUAGAUAAACCAUCGUUCAAUAAAGGCGAUUGGGAAACAUAUAAAAACAUCACUGCCAGUGGAAAAGAAGUGUGUCAAGAUCCUCAAGAUAUUGACUGCAGGGCUGCAUCAGCUCCAGAUAUGAGUCUAGACGAGUUUGUAGGCCAAACAAACCAAGUAGUGCACUGCAAUAUCUCAUUUGGUUUAAUAUGUAAAAAUGAAGAACAAGUAGCACGUCCAUAUAAAUGCGUUAACUACAAAAUCAAACUUUACUGCUGCAUUCCAUGUGCAGGAGCACAUGGAUCCACAACACCAGUUACUACUACAACAACUGAACCACCAACCACAACACCAGUGACUACUACAACAACUGAACCACCAACACCAACCACAACCCCAGUUACUACUACAACUACUGAAACACCAACACCAACCACAACCCCAGUUACUACUACAACUACUGAAACACCAACACCAACACCAACCACAACCCCAGUUACUACUACAACUACUGAAACACCAACACCAACACCAACCACAACCCCAGUUACUACUACAACUACUGAAACACCAACACCAACACCAACCACCCCAGUUACUACUACAACUACUGAAACACAACACAACACCAACACAACCCCAGUUACUACUACAACUACUGAAACACCAACACCAACACCAACCACAACCCCAGUUACUACUACAACUACUGAAACACCAACACCAACACCAACCACAACCCCAGUUACUACUACAACUACUGAAACACCAACACCAACCACAACCCCAGUUACUACUACAACUACUGAAACACCAACACCAACACCAACCACAACCCCAGUUACUACUACAACUACUGAAACACCAACACCAACACCAACCACAACCCCAGUUACUACUACAACUACUGAAACACCAACCACAACACCAGUUACUACUACAACUACUGAAACACCAACACCAACCACAACCCCAGUUACUACUACAACUACUGAAACACCAACCACAACACCAGUUACUACUACAACUACUGAAACACCAACACCAACACCAACCACAACCCCAGUUACUACUACAACUACUGAAACACCAACACCAACACCAACCACAACCCCAGUUACUACUACAACUACUGAAACACCAACACCAACACCAACCACAACCCCAGUUACUACUACAACUACUGAAACACCAACCACAACCCCAGUUACUACUACAACUACUGAAACACCAACACCAACCACAACCCCAGUUACUACUACAACUACUGAAACACCAACCACAACCCCAGUUACUACUACAACUACUGAAACACCAACACCAACCACAACCCCAGUUACUACUACAACUACUGAAACACCAACCACAACCCCAGUUACUACAACUACUGAAACACCAACACCAACCACAACACCAGUUACUACUACAACAACAAAACCACCGACAACAACACCAUGCAUCUGUAUUGUGAACGGCACAUAUUAUCAUCCAGGAGCGACAAUAGUAAACAUGACACAUAUUGGAUCUGGCAUAUGCCUCACUAUGAUCUGUUCUGAUAUCUGUAAGAUUGAGAACAGCACCGACAUAUGCCCUGUUACCCCAACGCCACCCAAACCCCCAGCUCCAACCACAACACCAGUUACUACUACAACUGAACCACCAACACCAACCACAACCCCACAAUCUACAAAACAUCCUGGAUGCCCUGAAUGGGGUGUACUUAAAAAUGAAACGUUUCUGCUUUGUAACUGCACAAUGGCAGUGUGCAUUGAGGACAACAUCAUUGCAAUUGUUCCCUAUGAGUGUCCCCCUCUGAAAGAGAUCACCUGCACUAACGGGAAGAAACCAGUUCUGCAAAUGGAUAAAUAUCAGUGCUGCGAGGAGUAUGUCUGCGACUGUGACUGUGAGGGGUGGGGAGACCCCCACUAUAUAACCUUUGAUGGGGAGUUCUACAGCUUCCAGGGGAACUGCACAUAUGUGCUGAUGGAGGAGAUCAUGGUUUGGUACAAACUAAAGAUCUACAUCGACAAUGUCCACUGCGACCCCGCGGAAGUGGUGUCCUGUCCGCGCUCCCUCAUCGUGGUCUACGAGGCCCACACCUUUGUCCUGAAGAAUCACAACCUUCUUGGCGCUGCUGAUCUGGAGGCUAUUAUAAAUGGAGCUCCUGGACAGAAACUCCCAUAUCUCAGGAACAACAUUAAAAUCAUCAACACCGGGAUUGACCUGGUGCUGGAGAUCCCCGGUCUGGGCGUGGUGAUUACCUUCGGGGUCACCGGGUUCAGUAUCCACCUCCCCUUCAAGUUCUUUGGGAACAACACACAGGGACAGUGCGGAACCUGCAACAACAACAAGGCGGACGACUGCAUGCUGCCCGGGGGCCAGCUGGUGGACUGUGCCGUCAUGGGAGACUACUGGCUCGUUGAGGACCUGUACAGGCCCGACUGCUCUGUUCCACCCUCCCUGCCCACCAGUGCUCCGGGCCCCAGCCCCACAGACAAACCCUGCGGCCCCAACCCUAUCUGUGACCUCCUCAAGAGCAGCCUGUUCGCAGAAUGCCACGCGGUCGUCUCGCCGGAGCCCUUCUUCCGCGGCUGCGUGUUCGACAGCUGUCACAUGGUCAACCCCACGGUGGAGUGCACCAGUCUGCACACCUACGCUGCGACCUGCAUGGGCUCAGGCAUCUGCGUGGACUGGAGGAACCAAACAGAGAAAUGCCCGAGUAACUGCCCUCCAGACAAGGUGUAUAAGCCAUGUGGCCCUGCAGAACAGCCUACCUGUGAAGACACUGAUGAGGACCCUUCCAUGCGGUUUAUGACAGAGGGCUGCUUCUGCCCCGACGGCAUGAAGCUCUUCAACAAGGAGUCCGGGGUGUGCGUAGCGAAAUGCGGAUGUCUGGAUCCCAACGGGGAGCCACGAGAGUUCAACGAAGUCUUCCAGUACAAGUGUCAGGACUGUAUUUGUGACGAGCCCACCAAAACGGUGAUCUGUAAGCCCAUGAGUUGCCCAGGCCCUGGUGCGAUUAGCUGUACUAAACCAGGAUUCGUCAUCAUCAAUGAGACCAACCCAGAAAAUCCCUGCUGCUCGCAACUGGUCUGCCGCUGCGACAGCAGGACGUGUCCAGCCCUUAACCCAAAGUGCAAAGAGGGGUAUAUUCCUGUGAUCAGUGUCCCAGAGGGGGAGUGCUGUCCUACAUACGAAUGCGAACCGAAGAAGGUGUGCGUUCACAACAACAUGGAAUAUCUGCCUGGGGCAUCAAUACCAGUGGAAGAGUGUCAGGACUGCACCUGUACUACAGAGGUGGACCCCCAUUCUGGCCUGUACAAAAUGAGCUGCUCCUUAGUGCCCUGCAACCAGGACUGCGAACCGGGCUUCAGGUACAUUGAGACUCCUCAGGACAAGUGCUGUGGCAAGUGUGUUCAGACUCACUGUGUGGUAGAAAUCGAUGGAAAAAUUCAGCUGCUUGAGCACGGUCACACCUGGUCUCCUCCUGGAAACAAGUGUGUGGUGCACAGCUGCAUUAGAAUCAACGGGACCUUCGUCUCCACGCUCUCCAACAUCAAGUGCCCCCCCUUCCAUCCCAGCAACUGCCAGCCGGGGACAAUUCAGGUGUCUGCUGACGGCUGCUGUAACGUUUGUGUGGAGAAGGAGCGGGCCUGUAAGGUAGAAACCACGAGGACCCACAUCUUUCAUGCGAACUGCCAGUCGGUGGACGAGAUUGACAUGACGUACUGCGAGGGAGCCUGUAACACCUUUUCCAAGUACAAUGCUGCAUCCGUCUUCAUGCAGCACUCCUGCACCUGCUGCCAGGAGUCUCGGACCAGCAACCGCACGGCGAACCUGCUGUGCCUGAACGGGGAGCUGCUCCCCUACUCCUACGUUCACGUGGAGGAGUGCCGCUGCAAGGUCACCGACUGCUACGCCCUCAACGAGGCGGCCAGGCCCGUCCGCCCCAAGCGCGCGGGCCGCUCUCUGCCGUAGACGCCGUCCGCUGGCCCGGCGAUGCUGCUCAUCUGCCGGACUCCCCGCGACGCGGCUGACUCUGCAGCGCCGCUGUCCGCUUACUCCGACUGCUCAUAUUUAAUGUUCUUUAAUCUGUUGCCGACUGGCUUAACAAAAUAGCGAUUGUACGAUCUACUUAACUUUAGCCUGUGUCAGUAAAAAAAAAAUAUUAAAUCUAAUGUUUCAAAUAAAAAUGCAAUUUCAAAAUGCC